AUGCCUAAGAACAAAGGUAAAGGAGGUAAAAACAGACGCAGAGGCAAGAAUGAGAAUGAAUCUGAAAAGAGAGAGCUAGUGUUCAAAGAAGAUGGGCAAGUAAUCAAAAUGUUGGGAAACGGACAAUUGGAAGCAAUGUGUUUUGAUGGUGUUAAGAGAUUGUGCCACAUCAGAGGGAAACUGAGAAAGAAGGAUAAUAAAGCUGAUGUAAUCUUAAAAUACAAUGCAGAUGAGGCUAGAAAUCUGAAGGCUUAUGGCGAGCUUCCAGAAUAUGUUAAAAUAAAUAAAACUGAAAUAUUUGACCCUGGAGAUGAUGAUGAAAUCCAGUUUGAAGACAUUGGAGAUGAUGAUGAAGCCAUUGAUGAUAUCUAA
Budorcas taxicolor (takin) is the source of this 372-nucleotide messenger RNA. RefSeq names its product eukaryotic translation initiation factor 1A, X-chromosomal-like. Gene Ontology annotation, biological process: translational initiation. Gene Ontology annotation, cellular component: cytoplasm. Lineage: Eukaryota; Metazoa; Chordata; Mammalia; Artiodactyla; Bovidae. The record is from RefSeq and is a predicted model, not a curated record. The coding region runs from base 1 to 372 and encodes 123 amino acids. Gene Ontology annotation, molecular function: translation initiation factor activity; RNA binding. The transcript is spliced from 2 exons.